Messenger RNA from Xylona heveae TC161, 2039 nucleotides. RefSeq lists its product as hypothetical. The record is from RefSeq and is a predicted model, not a curated record. The transcript has 7 exons. Lineage: Eukaryota; Fungi; Ascomycota; Xylonomycetes; Xylonales; Xylonaceae. The coding region runs from base 170 to 1696 and encodes 508 amino acids.
GGUUUAAGAGCCUCAUGGGACCCGCCACUAAAUCGAUCUCUUUUUACCCCACCCCCGGCUGCAAUUUUCAAAUGGAUGAUACGGGCGGCCAUGGGCAGUAAUUAUUGCGGGGCACAUAUUUUCAUCUUGUCCGUGCGUCUACAAGCCAGAUGUUGUUGACGCGGGAAGAAUGGACAGAGCAUUAAUCGCGGCGGCCGAGAUUUCAGAAGACGUCGCCUCCGCUCUCAACCAAUUAUUGCGUCCAAUCCCCGAGCACUCGAGCGAGAUCACCGCCAAUAUUGGCCAGCUUUUUGCCAUCAGCUCGACACUGCGCAAGCUGGAAGAGGUCCUGGGAACGCGAUUUUACUCGCGACGGUUUUCCUCGAUUGCCCGAGAAUUGGAUACUCUAUUGCAAAGCCUUAACCUAACCCUUGAAGAUGUACUUCGACUGCUAGCUCCCUUGGGACGUACAAGUAAUCCCGGCGUGAUAGCAUAUCGACAAGCGUGGGCAGAUAUCCGUAAUCAUUGUCGCGAAGAGGACGGCGAGCGACUUCAUGCCCGUUUGGAAAAAUACAAUUAUUUUAGCGAACAGUUACUGUACCUUCUGAAGGACGAUCAACCCAGCUUCGAGGCAUUAUAUCAUCUCCGAGCGCAAAUUAGGGGUCUUUUAGACAGACAAGAGAUGCUUGACGGAGCUUUUUCGCGUUUGUCAAUCGGCAUGCAGCCAGCCAGAGGCGGACGAACUUCCUACGGGCCCCGUUCACCAAUAUCCCCGCGGUCACCGCGGUCGCCUUCGUCGUCUUCUGAAAGAGAUUACGCCUUUCCCCCUGUAGCACCGGAGAUCCCGAUAUCACCAGUCACCACGACUUCAUUUUCCACGUACUCGUCGCAUUCAUCGGCUGGAAAUGGAGCCACCUUUCAUUGGGCGAGCGUAGUCUUUGACGGCCGCCACCCUACAACUGUCUUUCAAACCCCUGGCCAACCAUCCAGAUGUCUUGGCAAGGACAUGCCAAUGGCGCAGCAUAAAGUCUCAAAGGAUCAUGCUAAAGUAUUUGAACUGCCUUUUGAGAACAGAGAAUUGUUCGUUUCUCUCCAUUGGCGACAGAGCGAUGACCGAGCCAGAAUCAUCUGCACAACCAUCAGCAGCCGUAGUGGUUCUAGGAAGCGUGAGUCGUGUUUGCCUCUAACAUCAUUGCUUGUUCGCCGAGUGGAAUCAUGUCUGCAAUUUCGAAGGCUGAGCGGUUCGACUGGGAAGCUGGAGCUCUGGGCCAGCCUCAAAUUUACUACAUAUGAACGGAUGGUCCUUUUUUUCUGCACAUUUCUCUCUCUGAAAGCUCAAGAUAAUUCUGAGUCCAGAGUGGGUCCUGACGACUACACUUUAGAUGGGGAGAAAGAAGAGUUUGGGGGUCAAAUUUACGAGGAUGGGUAUCUUCACGCCCUCCGAAUCUUCAAAGACAGAGACUCCCGCGGCAUUCGACUGGAGGCCUCUGUCCUUGAAGGCGAGCUUGAGCGGAGUCCGGUGUGGACUGCUUUUAUCACACCGUAUGUGGGGUCCUCGUCCUGGAUCAGGCGACGAGAUUCGUGUCGAAUUUAUCUUCGUGAACUGCACCCGUACAUCUUCGCUCCUGAUUAUACUCCGUUGCGCGGCCCUAGAGGCGAGCACGUUCUAUAUUUCACUACUCCCGACGGUGAGUAUAAAGAAUUACUGUGCACUUAAGGAAUCAAAAUCAAUUUGCUGAUAACAAAUGCGAUUCCUCUUAACAGAUGCUUCAGACUUUCGAGCGGUCUUUGAGUCCCUGAGCCUUUGACUCCUCACCGUCAAAAAGCCCGCAAAGUAUUCUUUUGCAGUUCAGGAGACCUAUUUCACGAUUGAUGACUUAUGCAUACCGAUCACGAUAACGACUUACGAUGUUAUGACAAUAACCAACAAAAGCUUUUGGGCGGCUCGCAUUAUGGCGUUUCGCUGCCUUACCUCCACGCACUUUGAUAAAUACUUGGAAACAGAAUCAUUUUGGUUCAAUUACUAUGGCAUACAAAUGACGAUUAAUCGACCUUGAUUG